CUUGGAAAAUUGUUUUUUUCCGGAAGUUGCUCAUUUCGAGAUCAUUUAAGGCUACCCGACUGUCGACGCACUAUUAAGCACCGUGUGAAGAUCAUUUCUUCCAAAAAUUUGAAGAUGAUAGAUCUAAUGGCUGCUUUUCCUCGGGAGCACCGAAUAAAAGGCUUAAUCUUUGAAUAUCCCUCGUUGGUGCUUGCUAUCGUCGUUUCAUACAUCGCCUUCGUUACGAAAAUAGGCCCUGAGUAUAUGAAAUACCGCAAGCCUUACAAUGUACGGAAUUAUGCACGAAUCUUUAACGUAUUUCAGAUCGCGGCUAAUGUAUGGUAUACAUACAACGCGAUAAUGAUUACUUACCGUUACUGGGGUACUGGCCGAUUUAAUGUCUUUUGCACUCCGCCUACAACAGAGCAACCAGAUCUUGACAUCCCUGGCGAUACUGAGUACUUUGCAUUCUUCUCCGUGGUUUACUUUUAUGUGCGUAUAAUAGAUCUACUCGACACCGUAAUGUUUGUCCUAUCUAAGAAGUUAUCCCAUGUCACGUUUCUGCACGUCUACCAUCACGUCAUCGUCAUAACGACAGUUUAUCUCUUCAUGCGGUCCGGUUGGGGGCACACGUUGUUCUACCUCUCGAUAUUGAAUGCUAUAGCUCACAGCGUGAUGUGCACGUACUCUUUCCUGUCAACGUUCCCUCAAAUGAAGCCCCUUCUUUCGUGGAAACGUUAUCUUACGACGAUGCAGAUCGGUCAAUUUAUUAUUAUGAUUCUUUACAUGAUCACCAUCGCGCCAAUCAGAUGUGGUAUCUCGCCUUUGAUUUGGUACUAUACUUUAGGACACUUUGUAUUGUUUAUCUUCCUGUUCGGCCGCUACUAUGGAAAACAUUACCAAGGGGCUACGAAAGCGCUGGUGACAAUGUUACCGCCUCCGCCCGCUCUUAUACUGAAUGCCAGCGGUACGGCACUGCGAGGUCCGCAGGAUUACUGGGUAAUUAAGGAAAAUUAAAAACGAUGAUUAAAAAAAGUUGAUAAACAAACUAACCUUGUAAUACAGCUUAAGAGAGUUAAUAGAGCUUGCCAAUAAAUGUAACUGUACUAAUAUAUACGUUUCGUUUAAUUUAAACUAUAAAAUCCUAGGUAUGAUCAUAAAUAAUCGUCGUUUUUGUCUAUGGUUGCUAUUCUUCGUUCCGUUAAAAAUACAAUGGUGUCCGUUGCUGAAAACCUUUCUUUUGUAUAGGUUACAAAUUUUUAUCUUCGGUUCAGACUCUAGAAAAUAGCACCUUAAUGAUUCAUGGUCGUCUUUCAUCGGGGUAAAACGCUGUUCAAUAUGAAAAUGGUUUGCCCAGUGCAACUGCUUCGCUUUAAAUUACAGCCGUACUCUAUUCGACAUCUCGGAGUUGGCAAGGAUUGUUGUCAGCGUCUUUCAAUGAAAGCCCUUUAACAUUUUUAUAUGACAUAACAUAGUUUUUACCUAUGGAAUAUCGAGUGCGAGAUUAAUUAUUUGGGCUAAUUCUGUAGCGUUUCAGCAACACCUGGAAGCCGCCGCUACGAAAUAAUUUUUCCUUUGUCCGAUAUAGAUUCAUUUUGAUGUCUGAGCCCAAAUUGAGAGCUUUUGGAACGAAAGAAAAAGUUUUCUAAGGCAUGUAAUACUUGUAAACAAAAGAUCAGAA
This is a messenger RNA of Varroa destructor (honeybee mite), 1660 nucleotides long. RefSeq names its product very long chain fatty acid elongase F-like. Gene Ontology annotation, cellular component: endoplasmic reticulum membrane. Gene Ontology annotation, molecular function: fatty acid elongase activity. Lineage: Eukaryota; Metazoa; Arthropoda; Arachnida; Mesostigmata; Varroidae. Gene Ontology annotation, biological process: very long-chain fatty acid biosynthetic process; fatty acid elongation, polyunsaturated fatty acid; fatty acid elongation, monounsaturated fatty acid. The record is from RefSeq and is a predicted model, not a curated record.